AUGAAUUGGAGUUAAAAAUUAUCAAAAAAGAAAAAAUAAAUAAAUAAAUAACAAAAAGAAGAAGAAAAGCAGUAUUAGAUAGAUUUCAAUAAAUAUAAGAAAAUAAAUAGAAAUUCCCUCCUAAAAAAUUAAAUCAAGCAAAGAAAGAUAUACAUAGAUUGUUAUAUAGAUUAUACAUAUUUAUAGAGAAUUCACAAAUAAAUUAUGGAAGAGGAGAAGCAGAUAGAUAAUAAUUAGAAGCUUGAAGAAUCUAAUUUUAAAGUUAAAUUUACUCGACUCAGCAAUUACCAGGACUACUAAGAAUCAUAUUGUGAGGUUUGCUUUCAGAGUAAUAAUAAAUACUAUCCAGAAAAUGAUGAAAAAGGUAUUAAAAUGAUGGUCUGUUACGGAUGCAGUUUGAAAUGUCAUGCAUAUUGUUACGGGAUAGACACCUAAACAUAAGAAGAGCUAAUUAAAAAGAAACAAGACCAAAAGGUCCUUUAUUUUUUAUGUCAAAAGUGUAGGAUUGAGCCUAAAAAACCAAUUGGAUGUGUCAUUUGUAAUCAGAAAAAGGGAGCUUUAAAAAAGAUAGAAAAUUCAUAAACAAACGAAUGGGUUCAUAUUACAUGCGGAUUUUAUAAUAAAGGAAUAGUCAAAAUAGACAAUUAUAGGACAAUGGCAUUUGUAAAAUAGAGUGAUGCUCCCAUAGAAAAAGAUAAAAAAGCAAAGAAGUCUUGUCAUUUUUGCAAAAGCGAUGUUGGAAUUGAAAGGUGUGUUACUGACGGAUGUUAAUAACAUGCACACGUUUAUUGCAUAAUGAAUUACGUGAGGGAAAAGGAGAAAGCAGGAGCUGACCCAUUAGAUAUUAAAUGGUUUGCUCGUAUGAAUUAUGUUAACAAUGUUAAAUUUGACAUAAGCAAGGGAGAAAAUGAGACUAGCAACCUCUCUAAAAACGUCUACUUUCAAUAGUCUAUGAAGCAUAGUUUCAAUGAAAUCUCUUAAAUUUUAUUAGGAGAACCUAUUUAUUAAUUAGAAAAUGCAGCCUCAUUUGAGUCUGCUGAAAUCGUCCCUGCUGAGCAAAAGCAGAGCAAAAUCUCAUCAGCCAAGAAAAAAGGCAAAAGAAAACUUAGCGAAGAUGAAACUUAAGAUUAAAACUAGGAAAACACCAAUUUCAUAGAAGAAACUCAAUAAGCAACAAAAAUUACCAAGCAAAAUAAAAUUGAAUAUUAAUCCAAGUUAGUAGAAUUGGGAAAUCUUGUUAUGAAAAAUUUCGUCCUUAAUGCCACCACAGCCAGUAGCAUUCAAGAAGAACAAGUAGUUGCAGCAGCAAAAAUGAAUUCUUCAGCUCUUAAAAAAUCUGCAAAAAACGAUAAAAUUUAGAAUUCAGAUAAAGCCACAUAAGAUAGCCAAAAUUCUGAUCCUGAAAUCUACCUCAGAGGAGGUGAAAUGUAUAUUGAAUGUCCUGAUCACAGAAGAAUAGACGUAUACUGUGUCUGCUAAAAAGCAGAUGCAUCAGACGACAUGGUCUAUUGCGACCUUUGCAAUGACUGGUAUCACUAUAGCUGUGUGAAGUAUAAUCCUGAUAAAGAUGAUGAUUCAAGUGGGAAAUAUAGAUGCACUAUGUGCGAAGAUUGGUACAAUCAUAAGAAGAAAAAACUAUUGAAGGAAUUUUAAAGUGGAAAAGCAGAGACUACUAACAUUUUGAUUGCAAAUAUGCCUAAAUUUAAUUUGAUGGAUUUCAUUUCAGUUAUUAUGAUCACUGAUCAAAGAAUUUAGAAUUUGCUUUUCAAUUAGAAAAAGGGAAAUAUUGACAGUUAAAUAAAUGAGGCUGUCAAAUUUUUAAGCUAUUUUCCUUUGUUUUCUUCUAAAAUACAAGAAAUUACUGUUUUCAAAUAAAGAAAAUAUCUGCAUCAAGCUGUCAAUGACUUCUUAUAAAAAAUUAUUGAGGAAACUGAGCUGUUAAAAAUAGUUUCGGCUGUCUAAAUAGAUGAAAAAAGUCCUGCAAAAUACAUAGUUUUGGAAGAAAAUUUAAAAAAGAAUGAGGAGCUCAAAAGACUUAUUGAUGGAAUCAGCGCUUUGUUCCAAAGGAACAAGACAAAGGAAAAGGGAAUUCUGCUUAACUUGAAGAAACCUAUAAAUUGGAUUUUGAAGGUCCACCAAGUGUUUUUCAAAAAAUAAGAAAAGAUCUCUUCUUUAAUUUUGCAAGAAUUAAUGAAAGAUGAAGAAGAUGAUGUCAAAAAUACUGUUGAAUAUUAAUUAUUAGAUCAAUACGCUUAAAGGUUGAAGUCUUGGAAUGCUAAAGUUAAUAGUUUCUACGAAAAUAUUAUUUAAAAAGCAAAUAGUAAAAUGGAAGAAGAAAAGCAAUCUGCAGAAAACACAGAAAAAAAACAAGUUGAAGAAGAUGAAUUUAUAAAUCUCAAAUAUUAAUUAUGGAGAGAUAGAUUAAGCACUAGACCUACUAUAGAGGAGCUAGAAUAAAUCUUGGAAGAAGGUAGAGAAAUUCCAGUUGAUUGUUCUCAAGAUAUUAAAAAACUUGAAUCUGAAAAAGAUGAAGUUUAAAUUUGGUUCUAGACUCUCGAUGAAAGGGAAAGAAGUGCAAAUUUACUUCUCACAUAAAAGCUCAAAUAGGAAGAGAGGAUAAACAAAAGUAGUCAUAUUGCAUAAAAUGAUCAAGAUGGUGAAAGCAAGAUCAAAAAAGAAAAUAAUACUUAAAGCAUUUCAAAAGCUAGUUUGUAGGAAGAAUAAGCUUAGGAGUAACAAAUGAAUAACUAAAAUGGAGAAAAAAUACAAGUUGAAGAAGAGCAAAAUUAGUAACAAAAAUAGGAAAAUAGCGAAGAUCCUAAAAUAAAUGAAGAAAAAAGCAAUGAAAAGAACGAAAAUUAGAAUGAAGCUGGUGUUAAAGAUUAAAUGGAUAAUGAAGAGAAUGAGCAAAACCAAAAAGGUGAAUAGAAAUAGCAAGAAAAAAUGAACGAAGAAAAUAAUAAUGCAAAGGAUUAGUAAAAUACUGCAAUGGAAAUAGAAAAAAAUAGUGAGAAAACUGACAAAAAGGGUGAAGAACAUAAGGAAAAUCAUCAUAAAUAAGAGCAAGAAUCAUAAGCAGAAGGAGGAAAGGGUCAUGUAGAUAACUUAACUCACUAAAAGAUUUACAAGAAUUAAUAACUUAUGAGCAAGGGAGACUUCGAAAUAUUUGCUAAUUAAAUGUUUACAAAAGUAGUUUUGCAAGUUCCAAGAAUGAAUUAAAUUAUUGACAUGCUAUAGCAAUAUGAAGUUAAUGAGCUCUAAUGGGAAAGACUCCUAGAAUUUAUUAAUGAAAAAGAAUAAGAAAACAAUGCUAAGAAACAACAGUAAGAGUUAGAGCAAAAUCAAUAACAAGAUGAAUUCAUUUAAUAGCAAAUUAUCCUGAGUUAGUAUUAGAAUAACACAAGUAAGUAUGAACUCAUUGAAUUUUAAGAGCUAAAGGAUUUACUGGAAUCAUGCUUGAAACUUGAAAUUAAGGUUCCCUUCUUGAAUUAAAUAGUUCAAUAAAUGAACAACUAUUUAGAGCAAAAAGCAUAAUUCCAAAAUGUGUUGAAUUCUUAGUUUGACGAGAGCAACUAUUUCUAGCAACUUAAAAAAAUUUUAACAUUGCCAUUUAUAUUUGAAGAAGAAAAAUAAUUCUACGAAAGAAUAGUUUACUUCAAAGAAAUUCAAGAAAUUUGCAAGAGUGGAUUUAAAAAGUUUUACAGUGUCGAAUAAAUCUAAAAGUUAUCAGAAAUUUGUCAAUCAUCUAAAUUCUCCGAAGAAAUUACCUCUGAAUUUUAGUCAAAAACUGAAAACAUUUGUUAAAUAGCUAAAGGUCUCAACAAAAUUGUAGAAACUGGCCUAAUUGAAAAAGAACAACUCGAUCAAGCCAAAGAACUCACAGAAUAAAUCAGCCAAAUGAAAAACUCCAAAGUAGACUUUAAAAGAGAGUUAGAAAUCCUAAAAAGCAUCUAAAAAUCAGUCUAAUGGUUCAGAUCCUUACACAAGUUCUUCUUCAACCUCAACGAAGACCAAAUUAAGCUUGAUCCAUCAAUGCGUGUUCAAGAAAUCGAUUUAGAAAUUGAAGACAUGCUCGAAGCCAAAAAUAUUGAUGAAUGUGAAGCGGAUAUUUAAGAGAAGUGGAAUCUUGUUUGUUAGAAUUUAAAUCAAGUGAAAGGGGAAUUGUAUAGUUUCAUUAAGGAAGGGAUUUCAACAGAAUAUCAUCACGAUAAAAGAAUUAGCAAGAUUUAUCAAAAUUUAUGCGAAAUGUGUUGGAUUUAUGAGGCGAAAUUAUUGCUUAGUUUAUAAGAUGUGAAGUUUUAGCAGGUUUUUGAAAUGCUUUAAACUGGAUUAAACUUUAAGAUUAACUAGGAAAAUGAAAUUUUUAAAAAGGUGAAAGAAUUGCUUGAAAGCACGAAAAAGAAACAUGAGGAAGAAAUGCAGUUGAGGCAAUAGCAUAUUUAAGAAAUGCAAAAGCAGCAACAGGAACAGCUUAAGUUUUAGCAGCUUUAAUAAUAGCAGUAGUCACUUUAGAGUAAGAAAAUUAAUCUUGUUGUCUCAGAUGAUAGCGGAAAUGAAAAUGGAUCUUAGAAGUCUGAUUGGGAUAAAGAUGAGGACGAUGAGGAAGAUGGUUAAGACGAAGAAGACGAAGAUGAAGAUGAAGAGGAUGAGGAGGACGAUGAUGAAGACGACGAUGAUGAUGAUGAUGAAGACGAAGAUGAUAAUGAUGAUGAUAGCAAAACUGACAAAGAUGGCAGAGAUGAUAACAACGAUGAUGAUGGUAACGGAAGAAACAAUAAUAAUUAAAAAGGUAACUAGAAAAAGACUGAUCUUAUUCAAAUUGAAAGUGAUCUUUCUUUGAUGGAUGAAGAAGAAUCACAAUAAUAAUAGCAAUAAAAUGAAUCAGAUACCAAUAAUUUAAAUGAAGUUUAGAGGAAUUAAUACAAGACUCUCUUUGAAUAGGGAUUGAAGUGGAAAAAUGAGGUUUAAUCUGCUUACUAAAUUAUAAAGAACUGCUCUAGUUCAGAUUCUGGAGAGAACAACAACAAAAUGGAUAUUGAGAAACUCUCUGAUGACUCGUUGGUCACAUUCUAACAGCUAAAGAAUCUACUCCAGGAAGGAUACUAAAUCACGCAGGAUAUUCUUAAGCUGCAUCAAAGUGUGGUGUUUAUGAAAUCAAAGAUGAUCAAGCUUGAAAAUAUUUUUAUUUCAAUCCACAAGCAUUUAGAUUAAUUCAACAAGAUUAAAAACCCAGAUUUGGUAGAUGAUUCUGUGAAAAUAUAAAAUUGCAUUGAUAUUAGCGAUAUUCUCAUAGAAUACAAAGUCAAUCUAUCAUCUAAUUCUCAAGAAAAACUUAGCUUUAAGAAUAUGAUAAAAUUCCCUUUUAGAAAUCUCAAUAAAUUUGCUUCCAAUUACAAGAGAGAAGAGGAUCUCAGCUAUUUUAUUAAGGAAACAACCAACGAAUCUUCAAAGUAGAUACAAGCUACUUCUUCUCAGCAAGGUUCGAAAUAAUCAAGAAAGCAGCAAGCGAAGUUGCAAGAGUAAAAAUAAAGAAAGCAAAAAGGGAAUGUUAAAUAGAGCUAAGUCAUAGAGCUUGAGAGUUAAGAGAAUAAUUAGGAGACUAACAAUAACGACUCAAAGAGUGAAAAAUCUGGAUAAUAAGUGACUGGACUGAGACAAAAAAGCACAAGAAAUAAAACUAAGCUGAUAGACUCAGAUUAUGUUUAUUUUACUAAGCAUCAAACAAAAGAAGAAACAGUAGCAGCUGAGAAUAAACAAAAGCAAAAGGCGAAGUAGAACAAUAAGCAGGUGAGUGAGAAUAGCAAGAAAGUAGCUGAAAGUCAAGAAGAAAACAGCGAAGAUGAAGGAGACGACGAUCAUGAUAGUGCUAAUUUAGAGCAAAAGGCUAAACCAGAACAAGUGAGUGAUGGAGACAGAAGUAAAACUUUAGAAAACCUCAAGAAAACAUUUAUGUAAAACGAAGUCUUCUCAAAGUGUUUGAAUAACAUUAAAGCAAUAGAAAAUUAACUCUUUGGCGAAUUAAAUAAAGACAGAAAGAAAUAUCUAAUAAAAGCUCAACAAUUUACAAAUCUUUUUAGCAAACUAAGCGCUUAUCCUCAGAUCAGUAAAAAAUUAGUUUCAAAAGGGCUCCAAAUGAGUUCAUUAGAAAAGCUGAUGAAUUAAUAAGACUCAAGGUUAGAAGCUAUUGAGAAGCAAAUCAAUAAUUAAUAGGUCUAAUAACAAGAAAGCUCAUCAGCAGCCUAAAAUAACCCCAAAAGCACCUAGCCUUCAUCAAAUAACAAAAAUGCUCAAUCUGCAAAUUUAUCAAAUAAUAAUUAUAACUAAACUUCACGCAAUUCAUCUUAGCAAAGCGCACAAGCAUCUUCUCAACUCUAAAAAAAUCUUAAUUCAACAAAGGAACCUCAGCUUUAGAAAAAAAUUAAGCAAUUUGAUCCUUUGCCUUCUAUCCCUGGAAUUACUUCUGGCAAUAACGCAUCUUCAUAGAAUGCAUAACAAAGCAGCAGCAGCAGUCAUAACUCAAAUAGUGUUCUCUCAAUGCUGAUACAGAAGAACGAUAGCAGCAAAAGCAAUAACAAUACAAAUAGUGGCAACAAUAACACUAAUAACAAUAAUAAUAGCAAUAGUAAUAACAAUAAUAACAACAAUAGGUAAAAGGAUAACAACAAAUAUAAUAGCAACAGUGUAAAUAAUAGCUAAAAUAGCUUCUAAAAUAAAUUCAAAGAAGACCAGCAAAAUAAGAAAAACAAUUAAAAUUAUUAGCAGACAAAUAACCGCAAGAGAAGAAACCAAUAAGCAAACUUCUCAGAUGAGUCUGAAAAUGAAGAAAUUCAGAGCAAAAAUGUUGCUUAGCAAGAACUUUCCAAGGAUUUAUAUAAGGGUAGAAACCAAAGCCUUAGCUUUGACGACGACAUCAAAAUUAACAAAAAAAGCACAUUUAUUGACUUUGAAAAUAAAAAGCAAGAAUAAAAGCAGCAAUCGCCCUAGAGCUUCAGUCAAAGCCACCAAAGUACAAAUGAGGACAAGCAAACGCCCAAAUCAAGCAUCAAUAAGCAGGAUGAUGAAAAUAUUGAAUAAAUUUAGAAUAUCUUUAAUUCCGAGAGCAAAUUAUACACAUUCGACAAGGCAAGCAAUAGCAACUAGCAAAGUCAGGGUACAGAACUUUUGUAUAACCCAGACGAAGAAGAAGAAGGAGUCUAAGGAGGAGAAGUAGAAAUGGAUAUCUAAAAAAUAAACUAACAAUAUUUUGACUUCGACUAUGACCAAAACCCUGCUGGAACUUUGUCUGAAACCAACCAAAACAACAGCAAUAACAGCAACAAUAAAGUUAACAAUAACCAAUAAAACAACAGCAGCAUAAACUAUCAAAAUGAUGCAGAAAAAGAUAACCUUUACUAAAAGAACUCAAGCAGCUUAAAGUAAAAGAGUGAUUCAUUCACGAACAAAGAAGCUUAUCAGAAUUAAAUGGAAGAAGAGCUAGAUGUUCCAAUCCCAGAAGACUCGAUUGUAAGAAUCUGUUCAUCAUCAAUCAAACCAUAAAAAAAUAUGGAUUCAAUUAAAAUCUACAUGCACACCUUAGAACCUAUCAAAAAACUUAACUAGUUCCCUCUAACCUAAUUAAUAUAAAAUCUAGAGGUUAAGUGUGCCUAUACAGGAUUCGAUGAUGUCAAUUCCUACAUAUCUACAUAUACAUCUAGAUCUAAAUCAAAGCCAUAACUUAUGGUAAUGAAGGGUUGGAUAGAGGUCCAAAAUCCAAAAAAAGAUUCAGAAAACUUCUUACAGUUAAUCAAAUAGUAGGAUGAAAAAAAGAAGGUUUUAGGAUACAAGAUUGGUUCAGUAUUUUUCAAUGUUUUCACUGAAAGCCAGAUUAAGAAGACAGACUAUAAAUUUGAUAUCAAACCUUUUAACUCUGACAAUGCUGCUGUUCAAUAUUUUGUAAUAACAAAGAAAAUGAGCGAGCCAAAACCUGAUGAACCAAAUAAUUACGAGUUUGUUAAAUUCUGCACAAACUUAAAUCCUCCAAACUCCUUGCAAGGGAUUAGUCCUAUCAUUUCAGAUAAUGAAGAUGAUGAAAAUAUUAUGAGUAAGAGAGAUUCUAUUUUCGAUGACAAAUACAACGAGGAUAGCCAAUAAGAUCUUAAAUUAGACAUCAUUGAUUUUAACUAAAUUCAACAAUAAAUCUAAGAGCUUCCUACUGCUGAUGUUCCUUAACCAAGUCUAGAUGACAAACAGCCUUCUUUCGAUCACUUGAGCCAACCUCAUAGCUACUAAGCUCAUGGACAUCACUAAUAACAGCCUUAUCAAGGACAAUACAAUAGUUAUUAGAGAUAACAACCACCACCACCACCAAUUCCUUAAAUUAACUAGCAAGGAUUUCCUUCUAACAUUCCUAUUGUUCCUCCAAGUUAGAUGCCAUUCAACCACUCAAAUUAAUCCUUCUCAAACACUAUGCCAAAUUAUAAUUUGAACUCUACUCCUACCCACAUGCAAAUGGGAGGACCUCAUCAAUAAUAGCAAUAACCACACCAUCACCUUCACUCUGGAAAUCCUAUCAACUACAACCAGCAAGUACCACCUUAACAAAUUGCUCCUUCUCCUCUUGUUUAAAACAAUAUGAGCAUAGAGCAACAGGAUAACGAAAAGAAAGAUCUAUCUCAUGACUUGAAUGAUAUUUCUAAUUCCUAAAUGAUCAACGAGUCCAAUUUAGAGCUCUUUGAUUUUGAUGACUUAGAUUAGCUUAAAAUGUUAUUAGAAAAUGAUAAUGCAGGAACUCCUUCAGCUUAAAGCAGCACUCUUUAAUCUAGUUAGCCUCCCACUGUUUAAAUUCCUCCUCCACAGUAAUAAUAUCAUAAAAUGGGUUCAAAUUAAAAAUAACCUCCUUUACCAGGUUAAGCCCCUCCAUUCAUGCAUUCAAAUCAAACAUAAGGCAAUUUGAAUGAAUCAGGCUCAGCUCAAAACUAAAAUCCUAAUAUUGAUCCUAACCUUUAAUAAUUAAUAAUCAGUCAACGCUCUAAACCUGCUUACGAAAUGAAUCCUUAAAUCCAACCCCCAUUCCCUAAUUAAGCUCAGCAACAAUAACAACCUCCUUAAACAUAACCAAACUAUCAGAAUAAGCCCUACCCUCCUCAAUAAUAACAAAAUUUAAUUCCCCCUCCUCCUGUUCCCCACCAAAUUGGUAACCAAAGCUAAAUGCAACCAUCUCAUCCCCAGCAGUAUCAUGGUCAUUAAUAACAAGGACAUAUGUAAGGUUAAUAAUGGAAUCAAUCUAACCAACAAGGUAAUUCUCAAUACAUUAGAAAUGCUCCAAACCAAAAUAAGAACCCACAAUACGGAAUGAACAACCAAAAUUCGAACUCAUACUAAAAAGGAAUGCCUAAUAUUCCACCUACUCCUCACCCAGGAUAAAUGCCUAACUAGUAAUAAAAUAUGAACCUAUAAAAUUACAAUAAUUAAAACAUGGGUAGACAGUACUCUCACAAUCCCCAACACAACUAAAACAGUAAUCAAAGUGGAGCCAACAAUAUGAACAGACAACCCAGAUACAAUAAUAACAACAACCAAGGAUACGGUGGAUCUCAAUACAACAAUAAUAAUCCAAAUAAUUAGAAUCAAUAACAAUAAAAUUACAAUAAAUUCCAGAGAGGAAACUAGAAUGCCAUGAACAAUAAUAACAAUGGAAACACUCCUAACAAAGGUGGACAUGGAUACCAACAACAUAAAAAUCCAUUUGGAUCGAGACAGUAAGCCCAUUACCAAAGAAACAAUUAGCCCUACACAGCCCACAAUCCCGUUCCUUUCUAAGACCCAAAUACAAUGGAUAAUUAACUCAUGUAACAAUAAUAAAUGUAAUAUCACCCACAACAGAAUGAUAACAUGGGAGAUUUAGACUAAAGAGACUACUCUUGA
Messenger RNA from Tetrahymena thermophila SB210, 9903 nucleotides. RefSeq names its product PHD-finger protein. Lineage: Eukaryota; Ciliophora; Oligohymenophorea; Hymenostomatida; Tetrahymenidae. The transcript has 18 exons. The record is from RefSeq and is a predicted model, not a curated record.